AUGAUGUGGACAUCAAACUCAAACUUAGACCAUGUACUUGGGCAGAUCAUCGAACAAUACCAUAAACCAUACAAAGAUAAACCAAGCAUAGCCGAGGUUAGAGAUGCACCAAUGACACGUUCACGGACAAGAAAGCUCAAGGAAAGGUUCAACAAGGCUGUAGAGAUUCUUUUAAACACCAUGGGAUUUGGAUACAUGCCAAGAAACACUCAAGGAUCUGAAAGCUUACAAGAGAGCUCGAGUGCACCCGAUUUGGACCUAAUGGAGGACUUUGCACAUCUCAGCAUCAAGGAAGAAAUUCCUGCUAUAAACCAAGGUAAAUAUAUUUACUUGGCAGGUCAAGGAGCUCAUAACAUCAAGAAACUCCCAGAGAUCACUUCAGAACUGCAAGUUACCCACAAAACAAGCCAUGGAGCUACUAAAGAGAAAAUGGAACAAAAAGACGAAUUGAAGGCUAAUCAAGUGGAGGAAUAA
Messenger RNA from Arabis nemorensis, 474 nucleotides. The record is from the annotation of a GenBank genome assembly. Lineage: Eukaryota; Viridiplantae; Streptophyta; Magnoliopsida; Brassicales; Brassicaceae.